Caenorhabditis auriculariae is the source of this 810-nucleotide messenger RNA. The record is from the annotation of a GenBank genome assembly. NCBI's taxonomy places the organism in Eukaryota, Metazoa, Nematoda, Chromadorea, Rhabditida, Rhabditidae.
AUGGUUUCACAUAGUAAGACGUGGGAAGGGAAUAAGAACUUUAAGGUGUAUAGUGAAAUCUAAAAGUGUUUUUCAGGAAAACAUCAUUACGAACCUCGAAGAGGCUAAAAGGUCCUGCUACGAUCUUGGUCGACAGCACUCGGCCUACGGUUCUCAGCCUUUGAAGGUGAGAAAAAAAAAACUUCCUUUUCCAAAGAAUCACUUGAUUAUGUUAUAUUGCAGGCUAGGACUUUUUCAUAAAAUUUCAUGAACCUACAAAAGAAACGUUUUGAAGUCACAUACCUCAUUCAUCUCAACUUAAAACUGUCUGACUUGUCUCAGUUCUCCUGUUCCCUCAUCUAUAUGGCUAGACAUGAGAGAGCGCAGAGAAGCGAUAUUUGGAAAAAAUAUAGUCUGUUCAGAUUUUGAAUGUCAAGCCGUCGCUCAAGCUCCGCCCCUAAUUGCGCCAUGAACCAAUCCGAGAGCGAGCCAUCCACAGAGCGUUUUUUAAUGACGUCAUUGUACUUGACAUUCAAAAUAUGAACAGACUAUAUGGUUUCUGCGCCAUUCGAUUUUCCUUUCUCUGACCCAUCCGGUUGAAAAUAAGAGCCCAGACAGACCAGACGGUAAUGAAUGAAGUUUUGGAGAAUCUCAAUUCAGAUCGCCUACUGGGAAGAGUUCACGCUGACGAUGAUGGCCACCUUGGAAGAGGGCUAUCCUCAGGUCGAGAAGGACGAGCUCAAAGCCUGGCACACUUUCCUGCACUUUAUCAACGAGAACAUGAUCGACGGCUACCAUGACGCAUUGCCUUACUCCAACAAGGCACCGUAA